AGCCGCUCAAAUCUGUUCAAGCCCUUUGGGUGACACACGUCGAUCAUUGCCGAAGCGGAGUCAUGGCAGCCUACUCGUACCCAGCAGACACUGCUCCCGUCCAGUAUGUCAUGGCUGAUGGUUCUCAAGUAUAUGCCGAUGCCGCACCAACCUACACCAUGGAUCCAGGGGCAUAUGUGAUGCAAGGUGCUCCGGGUGCUCCAAUGAUGUAUUCUCCAUCUCCCUACUCCAUUCCAGUUGGAGCAUCCUAUGGUGGGUAUCCUAUGAUGGAUGGCUUGGAUCAUUCCCAGGGGAAGUGGUUUGCACCAGGCGAAGCAAUCCCCCCCGGCUUUGUCGUCACGGCACAUCCAGAGGGUCACAUUGCCCCGCAAGAGGGCCAUGCUAUGACUGACAUGGCGCGUGAGAGCUUUGUGGUCACUGGCACAUCUGGCACCGCCCCAGAGACCAAGGCCAAGGCCUCCAAGCCCAAGAAGAGCAAGAAGAAGAAGGCAAGCGGCUGCUGCUAGAUGCUUCGAUGCUUCCAGAAGCUGCAGCAAGACUAUUCUCAUGGUCCCCUGAGGGUGCAAGUCCAAUGUCCUUGCGAUGGCAGGACAUGACAGAAUAAGUGCGCCUUACUUGCCUAGAGGGCCUCCAAUCAUCUUCAAUCUCCCUUUGACCUCCAGACUGAGAGUACUACUCUCAGGACAGGAGUAAAGCAAAUGCUCAAGACUCAAGAUGAUACAAAAGAGGGCUUUCGCAGAUCUAGACU
Messenger RNA from Cladocopium goreaui, 748 nucleotides. NCBI's taxonomy places the organism in Eukaryota, Dinophyceae, Suessiales, Symbiodiniaceae. The record is from the annotation of a GenBank genome assembly.